Messenger RNA from Xiphophorus maculatus (southern platyfish), 3519 nucleotides. RefSeq names its product chromosome 2 C12orf4 homolog (gene ferry3). Gene Ontology annotation, cellular component: cytoplasm. Gene Ontology annotation, biological process: regulation of mast cell degranulation. The record is from RefSeq and is a predicted model, not a curated record. The transcript is spliced from 13 exons. Lineage: Eukaryota; Metazoa; Chordata; Actinopteri; Cyprinodontiformes; Poeciliidae. Bases 72 to 1790 code for a protein of 572 amino acids.
UUCAGGAAUGUUGUGAUUUUUGUCUGACUCUGAACCUCAGGAGCUUCACGGAGGCUCCGGCGGGCGCCGCCAUGUCGCUUCGGCUGUUUCUGAACCCUGAAGCCUCCUCUCCGUUUCCAGCUCCGGACACCAUGAAGAGAAGCAGAAGCAAAGCGAGCGGAACCACCGACAGGGAGUUCGUGUUCGAGUUCAAGGCCGGGAAGAACACCUGCGUGCUCAGAGUUCCUCUGCAGCUUCCGGUCCAGCUGAACAUCAGGGAUCUGCACGGGAGGCUCAUGCUGCUACACAAAAUCCCCUGCUACAUAGAAGAUGAGCUGCAAGCCGCCCUCUCCGCCUUCAUGGAGGAGCAGAGCGGCCUGGACUUCGACCGGGAGGCAGAGCUGGGCCUGCAGCGCCUCGCCUGCGGCACCGUGGACGUCAACCAGCUGACCAGCGCGUGGGCGGCAUCCUACGCUCAGACCAGCCUGGAGCACGCUCGGCCCGAAGAGCCCAGCUGGGACGAAGACUUCGCCGACGUUUACCACGAGCUGAUCCACUCGCCCGCCUCCGACACGCUGCUGAACCUGGAGCACAGCUACUUCGUCAGCGUGUCGGAGCUGAUCAGCGAGCGAGACGUGGAGCUCAGCAAGCUGCAGGAGAGGCAGGCAGCAGAGAUGGACAAAGUGAUGCAUGAGCUGGGAAACACGCUGAGCGACCACGAUGUCAACGCCGUGGCUUCACAACACUUUGAUGCUCAGCAGGUGCUGGAGAACAGGUGGGCGAACGAGCUGAAGCAGGUGACGGCCAUCCAGAAGCAGGAGUACCAGGACUGGGUCAUCAAGCUGCACCAGGAUCUGCAGAAAUCCAACAACAGCAGCAAAAUCAACGAGGAGAUCAAGGUGCAGCCGGGCCGGCUGGCGGAGGCUGCAGACGGUGGCUGCAGGCCGUUUGAGGAGCAGCCGCUGCUGGAGGAGAGCUUCACCAUCCACCUAGGAGCGCAGCUCAAGACGAUGCACAACCUGCGUCUGGUCCGCGCCGACGUGUUGGACUUCUGCAAGCACCGGCGCCACAGCAGCAGCGGCGCCAAGCUGCGGCGCCUGCAGACGGCGCUGUCGCUCUACUCGUCCUCGCUCUGCGGCCUGGUGCUGCUGGUGGACAACCGGGUCAACUCCUACAGCGGCAUCAAGAGAGACUUUGCCACGGUGGCGAAAGAAUGCACCGACUUCCACUUCCUGAGCCUGGAGCAGCAGCUGGAGGAGGUGCAGCAGGCGGUGCUGUAUGCGCGGGCGCAGCGCUGCAGCAAGCAGAAGCAGCCGGCAGAAAAUCAGAAGAAUGGAGGAGAUGAUAAGAGCAAAGCAGCUGAAAGAAAUCCCUCAAAUAUCCUCCCAGGUGAGUUCUACAUCUCCAGACACUCCAACCUGUCGGAGGUCCACGUCGUCUUCCACCUGUGUGUGGAUGACAACCUGCGGUCGGGAAGCAUCACGGCCCGCGACCCGGCCAUCAUGGGCCUGAGGAACAUCCUGAAGGUCUGCUGCACGCACGACGUCACCACCGUCACCGUGCCGCUGCUGCUGGUCCACGACAUGUCCGAGGAGAUGACCAUCCCCUGGUGCCUGAAGAGAGCAGAGUUGGUCUUCAAAUGUGUCAAAGGUUUUAUGAUGGAAAUGGCUUCGUGGGACGGAGGGAUCUCCCGCACCGUUCAGUUCCUGGUGCCGAAGAGCAUUUCAGAGGAGAUGUUCUACCAGCUGAGCAACAUGCUGCCUCAGAUCUUCCGUGUCUCUUCCACUCUGACGCUCACCUCAAAGCACUGAUGAGGAAAACCAUUCCCAAUGAGCCCAGAUCACGGCCCGAUGAGCCCAGGUCACGACCCGAUGAGCCCAGGUCAUCAGGAAUGGUUUUCACAGCUGCAGCAGAGCGGAGAUCCCGGUCAGACUCUCAUCCGUCCAGAUUUCUGGAGUUGAAACAGAAAACCUGAAAGCUUUGAAACGAAAUGAAUGAAAAUGUUUUUCUGCCUGACGGAUCGCUGAUGGUCCACCAGACAUCAUCAGAACCAGAACAUCCUCGUUCCUGAGCCGGUUUGGUUCUGCAUCAGACGUUUGGUGAAUAAAUCCUUCUGGAGAACAUUUGGUUCCUCCACAGUUCCUCCCGCUGGUUCAACAGAAACCUGCAGAACCGGGUCCGGACCGGAGAGGUUCUGGUUCUGAUCCGCUUUCAUCUCUUCCAGCUUCUGGAAAGAUACGUUUUUUGGAUGAACUGAUUGUUUUUUCCAGGGAAAUUUGAUUUGAGCUUCCUGGAUUCAUCUCAUUCUGGCUGCUGAUCUAAAAGGAACGCAGCCGGUUCCACUGGGGAUCAACACGAACUGGGACGCUCCCCAGCCAGACUUCUGCACUACUUAAGCAAAUCAUUUCAUAUUUUCACCUUCCUAAAAUCACGAGCCGAGUCAUUUUUAGCCAAAAUUAUAUUUGCAAAAAAUUAUUUGGUCCGUUAUUUUAGGAAUAUUCAACGAUUCAGAUGUUCCUUCCCUCCAACAGUAGGUGGCACUGUUCCUAAAUACAGAGGAGGAACAAACUGGAGACCACACACACACACACACACACACACACACACACACACGACUCCCCACUUUCAUGAUCUGAACAAGCAUCGAUCCACCUGGGAUUAUUUUUCUGCUUCUGCCCUCAGUGAGUCCAUAAAGAUAUUUACUGUAUUUCUAAUUAAUGUUUUAUUAAUAAUAAUAAUAAUAAAGUCGGAGAGCUCAGCUGUGCGUUCUUCAUGGAUGCAGGGAAACUGGAUGAUGGAGGUUUCUGGUUCUGAUCGGACCUGUUCAGCCUCUCUGCUGGUGUAAUGAAGAUUAUUUAUCAAUAUUCGGCUGUCAAGUUAUGAUCCACAUGAGGCCCUAAACCCCAGCUAAGUUCGGGCCUAAUUAAAGAUGGCAGCCAGGCCGUAAACAAGAUGGCCGACAGAGUGAUGUCGUUGUUCUGCAGGUUUGUUUCCAGGCUCUAAUGUUUGGUUGGGUGCCAGAGGAUCCAUGAGUGGCUCACAGCGGCAAAACGCCGAGCCGCCAGGAACUGCAGAGUUUCUCAAUAUUCAAACAUUUUCUUACCCGGCUGAAAAAGAUCCUGAAUGACCAGGACAAAAUCAACGUGAAGCAACCAUUUCCAAUAAAACCUGGCUCUGUUUCACUGCGGAGACGGGAGUGAAACAUUAAAUCGCUCCAGGCUGUAGUGAAAUCCCUGCUGUUCUCACUGGUUCUGCUCCAGGUUUGCUCCUGUUAAACUGAGUUGUUUCCUUCCACUGUCACCACAUGCUUUCUCAGGAGGAGCGGUUCCAAAGUUACAGGAAGGUUCUGUUUUUGUGUUGCUGCCUGGUUCUUCAUGAGAGACAGAACUUCACGUCUUUAUUUUUAUCUGCUAGGACUUUCAAUAAGAAUCAUUUCUGAGGUUUACUCUCUGGACGUAACCAAACAUCAGCUUUGGUUGAAUCUUCCAUUUCAUCGCCGCCUUUUAUUAUUUCAGUAUAUUAUUUUUUCCAUUUUUCAGG